AUGACAGUCCAGGAAGCCAGGCUCUCCCCGUCACCAUCGCCAGCUGCAGGUAUUUAUUCAGGUUCUGGACUCAGCCGUGCUGUGACGGCCCGUCACAGCACGGCUGGACCCGGUUUGGCUCCAUGGACCCUGGACCCGGUUUGGCUCCAUGGACCCUGGACCCGGUUUGGCUCCAUGGACCCUAAACCGUCUUCAGGGCCCGUCCAUGAAGACCUGCGCCCAGGGAUGUCAAAGUCAAAAACACAAAGGGCCAAAACAACUAAUUUGCUGCAAGCCGAGGACCGGACUGCUCAACUCUCCAACAUUAACUCUGCUCAACAUGCUGUCUCUGCUCUCACAUCUGGAUUCACUCUGCUGGUUCUGAUCACUGGAUCAGGUGUAAACUGCCAACAACUCACUGCAGCAAAGACUGAGGAGUUCAGUUCAGAGGGCAGCUCUGUUACUCUGACCUGCAGUUACUCCAACAAGAUAGCUCUUGGUGAUGAUUUCUUUUGGUAUCAACAAAAUCCUGGAAAACCUCCAGAGUUCAUCUACUACAUCUCAGGGCUCAACAGCUCAAGAUCAGCAGAGUCUCUGAAAUCAUCAACAAGAUUCUCCACUUACCUGAGAGGAGAGAAGCACCUGGAUCUGCUGAUCUCCUCUGCUGCAGUGACAGACUCUGCUGUGUACUACUGCGCUGUGAGGCCCACAGUGACAGGAAACACCAGAACCCUGAACAAAAUCGUUGGACUGAAGACAAAGACAACAGAGACAUGA
This is a messenger RNA of Poeciliopsis prolifica (blackstripe livebearer), 756 nucleotides long. RefSeq lists its product as uncharacterized. The transcript has 4 exons. The record is from RefSeq and is a predicted model, not a curated record. NCBI's taxonomy places the organism in Eukaryota, Metazoa, Chordata, Actinopteri, Cyprinodontiformes, Poeciliidae. Bases 1 to 756 code for a protein of 251 amino acids.